Molecule: messenger RNA, 570 nt
Organism: Mucor mucedo
Lineage: Eukaryota; Fungi; Mucoromycota; Mucoromycetes; Mucorales; Mucoraceae
Exons: 1
Coding region: 1-570 (189 amino acids)
Source: RefSeq, a predicted model, not a curated record
AUGGAACAUAAAAUAAGGCUAACGGAAUGUAUAGAUGUUGAUGGUAAUGGAGUAAGAGUAGUUACACCACCUCGCUUGAACAAUAAAAUCACAUUAUCCUGUACGGAAAAUACCAAUCGAUGGGUAUUCUAUGGUACAAGACCUGAUAUUCUUGACUGGUUGAAGAACCAUGGCGAUAUCCAGUUAGAGAAUGCUAUUUUCUCCUCAGGAAGACCUACAUCUUUCAAUACACAUACGGAACUAGUGAUUGAUUUAUUAACGUAUUCUGAUCCAGAUCAAUCCGUGCUAAGUUAUUUCAAAUCAUUUGUUCAAACUGAUUUUCAAAAUGAAAAAGUCAAGGUUGAGAUUCGACCAAGGAUUGAAAGUAAAGAUCAAAUGAUUAAUACGUUGUGUCGUGUGAUUGUUAAAAGCGGUGUUCUGUUUGGGGACAUACUGAAUACUUUAAAUCAAGAAUGGUAUCAACCAACACCUACUUAUCUACAACAGGCAAAUGACUUGUUGAAUGAUUGUCCUGGCCCUAUUCAUAUUUCAAGCACGGAUGCGCCAAUCAACAUUCAAGUGAAUAAAUAA